CCCUCCACUGAUGUAGCUGUAGUUUAUUAUUUGUUAUUAGAUAUCCUAAUAUUCCAUGACAGAAAUGUCUCACAAUCUAGUCAACCAUUUCCCUAUAUAUGAGCAUUCGCUUUUUCAGUUUUUGGCCACUCCAACAUCAUAUUUUUCAAUGAACUAAAUUUUACUUUUUCAAUUUCUAAUCCUGUUUUUUUUUGUGUGUGUGCCUUACUAACUUGUCAUGGUUGUUCAGAAAGUCAAUAUACUAUUUAAGUUCUCCUUGGAAUGCGUAUUUAGUCACACCAAGUGUUUUGUGAGGUUUCUCUCUGUAAUCUCGGUUUGUGGCGUCUUUCUCAUUGACCUUCUCAAGAUGGCGGCCCGGUCCUGUUUCCGGCCUCAGGAUCCUACACGAAAUCAUACCGAUGGGAAACUGUUGCUGUAGCAGAAUGGUUCCGGGCGGCUGACGUGGCAUCAAAGUUCACAGUGUCUGCCAGCUGUGAGUAACAGCAGGCUGUCACGAUGGGAUAGAGCAGCAGCAGCAGCAGCAACUCCUGAUUUAGGGGCAAACAAUAUCACGUGGCUAUUACCAGUAUGCUUUUCUGGACAGAGCUUUGACUAGAAGUCCUGUGGUUGAUUUUCCUCCACGCAAUGACUGAUAAUGACACUGAAGAUAAAAUAACUACACAACUGACUAAAAAAAGAGAGACAUUCAGAAGGUCAGGGAUGGAACCCUGGAUUCCCCAGCAGCCGCUGCAGCCCCGGGGGAGGCCCCCAGCCCCAUCCCAGGGUCCAGACCGAGGUCUUCGGAGAGAUGGAUAUCAUCGACCUGUUCCUCACUCUUGGCACAAGGGAGAGAGGUUCCAUCAAUGGCAAGACAUCCGAGGGAGCCCCCAGCCACAGCAGGACCCCAAGGCAGACCAGCAGCAGCCUCAUUACGUACCCAGGCCUGGGGAAUGGCCUCAGCCUGUGGCCGGGGGGGACUAUUACGAAGGGGCUUAUCACCCUCACUUGUAUUCAAGGCCAGGCAUUGAUGAUCCAUACCAGAGGUAUCACUCUUCUGUAAGGGAAGAAUAUCCGUAUGGAAGUUAUUACUACCAUGGGCACCCACAGCAGCAACCAGAAGAAAGAGUGCCAAGGCAGGCGAGUCCUUAUGUCCGGCAUGAAGACUAUCGAGAUCAAAAGUACCUCAAUGAAUAUCAUCAUGAAAACCAGAAGAGUCCAUUUGGAACAAACAGUGAGACCCAGUUCCAAUCUCAGAGUGGGAACCCUUAUAGAGACAGCCCUGCUUCCAACUCUGGACAGGAGUGGCCUGGGGACCUGCUUCCGGAGAGUGUGCUAACUGGGGCCCAGAAGCAUAAGCCACCACUGCCCCACGAGUCCAACCUUCUCCAGCAGCACGAGUCUGGCCUCAGCUCCAGUGGCUAUGAGCUCAGUCAGUACAUGGCAGAUGCCUCCGAGCCUUAUGUCCCCACGGCUUCAACAGUUUGGAGACCAGUGCAGGCUGCGGCUGACUCGGCAGCUGAUCCCAAGGCACCCAUGAAGUUCUACAUCCCCCAUGUGCCUGCGAGUUUUGGGCCAGGAGGUCAGCUGGUGUGUGUGUGUCCCAGCUCUCCCAGUGACGGGCAAACGGCCCUUGUUGAACUGCACAGCAUGGAGGUUAUUCUUAAUGAUUCUGAAGAACAAGAAGAGAUGAGAACUUUCUCAGGACCCCUGAUCAGGGAAGACGUCCACAAGGUGGACAUCAUGACCUUUUGCCAGCAGAAAGCAGCUCAGAGCCGCCAAUCCGAGACACCAGGGAGCAGAGACGCAGCUCUACUAUGGCAACUGUUGGUUCUCCUUUGUCGACAGAAUGGGUCCAUGGUGGGGUCUGACAUUGCGGAGCUGCUGAUGCAAGACCGCAAGAAGCUGGAGAAGUACAAGAGGCAGCCCCCGGUGGCCAACCUCAUCAACCUGACCGAUGACAACUGGCCAGCGCCCAGCUCAGGGACCCCAAACCUGCUCACUGGGGAGAUUCCCCCAAGUGUGGAGACACCUGCGCAGAUCGUGGAGAAAUUCACCAAGCUGCUCUACUACGGAAGGAAGAAGGAAGCCUUGGAGUGGGCCAUGAAGAACCACUUGUGGGGCCAUGCUCUGUUCCUGUCCAGCAAGAUGGACCCCAGGACUUACAACUGGGUCAUGAGUGGUUUCACAAGCACACUGGCGCUCAACGACCCACUGCAGACCCUCUUCCAGCUCAUGUCGGGGAGGAUCCCACAGGCAGCCACGUGUUGUGGGGACAAGCAGUGGGGAGACUGGAGGCCUCACUUGGCUGUGAUUCUGUCGAAUCAGGGUGGGGACCCGGAGCUGCACCAACGUGCGAUCGUCACCAUGGGGGACACCCUGGCUGGGAAGGGGCUGGUGGAGGCAGCUCACUUCUGCUACCUCAUGGCUCACGUGCCCUUCGGCUACUACACGGUGAAGACGGACCAUCUGGCCCUGCUGGGCAGCAGCCACAGUCAAGAGUUUUUGAAAUUUGCAACCACUGAGGCCAUCCAGAGGACAGAAAUCUUCGAGUACUGCCAGAUGCUGGGCCGCCCCCAGUCCUUCAUCCCUUCUUUCCAGGUAUAUAAACUCCUUUAUGCUUCCCGGCUGGCAGAUUACGGCCUUGCGUCCCAGGCCUUGCAUUACUGUGAAGCUGUGGGCACGGCCCUCCUUAGCCAGGGAGAGAGCAGUCACCCUGUGCUGUUGGGGGAACUCAUCAAGCUAGCAGAGAAACUGAAGAUGUCGGAUCCGCUGGUGCUCGAGAGGCGCCGCGGAGGGAGGGACCUGGAGCCAGACUGGCUCGUGCGCCUCCGGAAGCGGCACCAGGAGCUGGAGCGAAAGGCAUCGGCAGACACUGGGAACCCUCCUUCUGCUCACACAGACAUUUCAGGAGCCCAAGGAGCAACAGGAAACACUUUCUACCAGGAUUUUUCGGGACAUCGAGGUGACUCAGAAGUCACUGGGGACCCCUCUGCCCGGUGGCCACCAGUGGAGCCAGUGGGCCCCGCCUGGCCCAGCCCACAGCAGCCCUUGCCCCUCCAGCCAGGCUCCUACCCAGCAGGAGGAGAUUUGGGACAGAUGGGGAUCCCGGUGCCUCUUUACUCGGUCCCUGAGGCCCGUCUGCCAGGGAUCGGUGGCAGCACAGUAGUGACAGAGGCUCCUGGAGGAAGGCCCUGGGCAGAAACCCAGCAGCCACCCCCGCCCCCUGCAGAGAACACAGUGUCUCAAGGAACCUUCCAGCAUCCUGAUGGUCAAAAGGUGGAUUCCAAACCACAGGUGCCACUGAUUUCCAGAGCUCAAAAUAUUUCCGAGAAUUCCACUGUUUCAGCCAAGGAGGAGGAGGAAUCGUCCUCGGAUGAGACAGAUAAAAAGUCUUCCCCAGACACUGCAAGGAGAGAAAAGAGCUCAGGCUUUGGCUGGUUCAGCUGGUUUCGCUCCAAACCCACCCACAGCACAUCCCCCUCUGGGGACGAAGACUCCUCCGACAGCCCCGACUCAGAGGAGACCCCCAGAGCAUCUUCUCCCACUCAGGCUGGCUCCGGCCUCUCACUGACACCUCUCCCAGAGCCCCCGUCUCUGCCGGGCCCUGGCACCUUCUCCAGGGGCACAGGUGGGGGUGAAGUCCAAGGACCAGCGUCCAGUGGGGGAACCGCUGAGGUCACUGGGAAUGGAGGCUUGUCCGGGCUCCAGGGUGUUUCCUCUGAGGCCUUCAACCCUGGUGCCCUGCUUCCCCCACCCUCCUUGAAAGGGGCUGUUCCUCUCUACAAUCCAUCUCAGGUCCCCCAGCUCCCCACGGCUGCUAGCCUGAGCCGGCCAAGCCGUCUAGCUCAGCGUCGCUAUCCAACACAGCCAUGAUGACCAGCCAACCAUCCCAGGCCCGUCUCCCUGGGGCACAACAUUUAAAUCUCCCAGCCCUGCUGCUGGGUUGGGGCCCCCAGGAGGUUGUGCUAGACUAUUGCCUCCACUGGGUAUGGAGAAGGCAAGUGGACAGGGUACACCAGGACACAGCUCAGUUCAGUCCCUUAAGAUCAGCUUCACACGAUGGAAAUGACUUCAUCACAUGGAAAAGCUGGGCAUGGAGGCAGCACUGCGGAUGGCCGCUUCACAUUCUCAGGGCCUAAGGGAUUGACGGAGGACACCACUGGGCUCUGCAGCAGGAAAGUAUUGGGGGCCGGGGACACUCAGAGCAACAUCCUGGACUAAUUUGACUCCUUCCUCAGUUAUAGACCAAUUUAUGACUCUACUUAGCAAAAGCUUUUAUACUAAAACUUAAUUAUUCUCAUCAUAAUUCCCUUUUCAGUGGCAUUUCAGCAGUUUCUCUGUUGGUCCUGGUUUUGUGCACAUUUUUAUGUGGUUCAGAUUAAUUAUAUUUCUCUCACUUUCUUAGCCGGUCCUAUUUUUUCAUAUUCUGGCAUCUGGCUAUCAAGUUAGAUUGCUGUAGGCUUCAUAUUGUCAUGGUAACUACCUAACCUAUCGAUGCAGAUGGAUGGAACGUUAGUCUAAUAAAGGGUGGAAAACAUUUUCUAAAACUUCCCCCCUUCCCUGACAGGAGGAAUGAAUGUGCGAUAUUCUUAGUCCCUCCCUCCCUGCUUUAGGCCUUUGCAAAUCGAUGUUCGGAGGGUCACUGGAGCCAGAGGGAAGAGGCGGACAGCCUAGAAAUUCCCAUUUUUCCCCCCUUUCAAACCCCAAAUAGAAACGACUCUUGGUGUUUGUCAGAUUGCUAAAAAUUGCUCCUCAAAAAGAAUUUUUUUUUGUAUGUGUCAUUGUACAUACAGGUUUUGUACUCUAAUGUACUACAGUUCUAAUGUUGGUAGCGAUUAAACCAGAUAAUUUUAUAGCACAUGUUUAUCCGUGGCACAGUGAGUGGUCUCUUCCCUGAAGUCUCUUCUAACAAUGGUUUCAUUGUGUGAUAGGGUGCGAAGACCUGGAAGGAGCCCUUUGUUAACGAAGAACCUAGGGACUGAUCCUCUUAACUUCCAAGUCUACUCCAAUUUUUUUUCCCCAGUUAAGAAAAUAUGAACAAAAGCUUCUCUGAUGCAAGCAGUCACUCCAUUAACUACAUAUUUUGCUUUCUAAAAAGUUUAUCCAUCUCUCACAUUAAAUUAGGAAAUGCAUGCACAAGUGUUUUGCAUCUAGAAGGCCCUCUGUGAAUGCCAUGCCCCCUUCUUCCUUAAGAGACUGCUCCUCCUCCUGGUUGGUAUGCUGACACCCAGUGGUGAUACUAUGGUAGUAGUGGGUGAGUUCCACAGGAGUCCCACUGCUCAGACUUGAAUCCUGGCUCAUGCCCAGUUUACUUAGGGACGUUAGCCAAGUUUCCCUUACUGUCCUGUGCUUCUCAUCUGUAACGUGAGGAUAAUAAUUACAGUAGUACCUACCGCAUAGGGACAUUGCAAGAAUUAAAUGAGUUGAGCUUGUAGAAAAGUACCUGGGACAUGCUAAGCACUAGGUAAGUGUCUUAUUUUUUUUUUUUUAAAUUAUCAGUAUAUAACCUAUAAGUAAAAUCUUGACUAUCAUGUUACCUAACAGAUUACACUGUCGAUUUGCAUUCUUGAUAUAGGUAUAGAAUAGGAGUAAUAAUUUAAAACUACUCAAUAUGUACCUUUGUUAUUAAGCCAGUUUCUCUUCCUGCAGCCUAUCUGCCACCAAUGCUAGGUCAUGCGGCUUAGAGCCCCUGGGACCAAAGAUGCGGGGGACUUCCUGCCCCAUAGAAAGAAGCCCGUUAGAGGAGGAGAGUGAGGACCGAAGAGGAAGGCAGAGAUGGCAGAUGCCUGUGCCCUCACUUCCUCCUCCUGCUGGGAUUCUACAUGGAAGACCAGUGACUAGUGUGCACAACGCAAGCACUGACCUUAGCUACGUCCCAGGCAAAGGGAACACACUUGCUGAAGGGGGAAGUCAGGGAUCUAUACAGGGUAUUUAUGCGAGUUCAGGAUUGCAAGUAUAUAUCCCGGGGAAGUCAGAAUGCACCUGUUCAUCUGCGUGCGGUUGAUUGAAACAAGUCCUUCGUUCAUUGGUCGGGAGAGAGCCCUCCGCUGGGUCCAGUAAGGGUCUGCUGAAAGGGGUCACUCAGAGGUCUUGGUUGGUUGUCAGCUUUUCUUAGUGGUGGUGAUGCUGGUGAGGUUGCUAAAGGUCAUGAUCAUUUUACAGCUUCAGCUGGUUCAAACCAGUUGCGCUAAAACAAAGCAAGUGCGGCCAUAAGAGAAAAUACUAUUUCCUCCCUUUGCAAGAUGGAAGCGUGGGGAGUAGAGCAGAUGGUGAUAAAAAUAUGCCGCUAGGAGCAGGGAGCCCAAGAGUGGGGGGACUCACGGCACCUUUCCUUGUCCAGAGCUUGGGAAAGGCUGCGAGCCAUAAGGAGAAGCUGGCUUUGUCUAAGGGGGCUUGGGAGCCAUAGCAGCUUGGCCUUGGAGAUGACCAUGGUCUGAGGCAGGGCCUCAACUCCCUGCAGUCUGGUAUAUGUGGACUCCUUAGGAAUGAUUACACGGUGCCCCCAAAGGCCACAGGGACCAUUGUGCCCCAGCAGACACCAGGCCAGGGCAGGGUCAAACCAGUCACCCAAAAUGCAUGGGA
Molecule: messenger RNA, 6561 nt
Organism: Myotis myotis
Lineage: Eukaryota; Metazoa; Chordata; Mammalia; Chiroptera; Vespertilionidae
Product: protein transport protein Sec16B-like
Exons: 27
Coding region: 625-3852 (1075 amino acids)
Biological process (GO): Golgi organization; COPII vesicle coat assembly; autophagy
Cellular component (GO): ER to Golgi transport vesicle membrane; endoplasmic reticulum exit site
Source: RefSeq, a predicted model, not a curated record